CUAUUUGAUCUGGGUGGUGAUUUAGAAAGUUAUUUCUAUUCUUUUCCCACGAAUUUCUCUUCGAAGCGUGCCUAUGAUCAUGCGUAAUCGUAUUCUUUUUUCCCUUUUUUCUUUUAAUAGUAAUUUGUUUAUAUAAUUUUUGUAAUCGAUAUAGAAUUGAAUUGAUAUCGUAAAUUGAAGAAGAAAAACAAACAAAGGGGGCAAAAAGCCGGUGGAAAAAUAUCAUUUGAAUACGAACAGGUUGGACCAUUGAGAAGACGGUCACGCGCGUCCGAAGCGACGGGAUUAUGGCGGCGGAAGCACUGCCGGCGACGAAAUUGGCCUAUUUCGACGACAUGUGGGCUGUUGAAGCUGCCGCCGUCCUCCUCGCCCAGCUCCAAACCGAAGACGGCCGCAUCGCGCUGAUACUGGAUUCUACCAUCUUCUACCCCCAGGGUGGGGGGCAGCCAGCCGACACCGGCUUCAUCUCAGGGCCUGCCUCUGGCGUCAAGUUCGUCGUGGAGGACGUGAGGUUGAAGGACGGGCUGGUUUACCAUUAUGGUUUUUUAGAGGGUCCUCAGAGUGAUUGUGCUGUCGUGCCAAAACUUGGAGACGAACUUAACUUGCAUGUUGACCCCCAAAGACGGGACCUUAACUCAAGACUUCACUCGGCAGGGCAUUUGCUUGAUGUUUGCAUGCACAAAGUGGGUUUGUCUCAUUUAGAACCAGGAAAAUGUUAUCAUUUCCCUGAUAGUCCAUUCGUCGAGUACAAAGGCCUAAUCCCACAGGAUCUGCUCCAAGUCAAACAAAAGGAAUUGGAGACAGAGACAAAUGCUUUGAUUUUAACUGGAGGAAAAAUUUCAGCUUCCAUCUUAUCAUAUGAUGAAGCUUCUAACUGUUGUGGUGGUGUUCUUCCUAGUUACAUUGCAAAGGAUAGCAGUCCACGAAUAGUGAAGUUAGGUGACCAUCCUGGUUGUCCUUGUGGAGGGACUCAUGUUGAAGACAUUGCUAAUAUAAGGAGCAUGAAAAUCACCCAGAUACGAACAAAGAAAGGAAGCACUAGAGUUUCUUAUAGCAUUGGCGCUUGAUCAUCAGCAAGCCUAGUUCAUCUACAGAUUCGGUACGAAUGAAAUUUGAUACUCAAAUAAACUAUGUAACUACACUAGCAUUUAUCCAAACUAUUCGUAUCUGUCAUUUCCACCAGUGUAUCUCUGGUCUGGUUGGUUAUUUGUAUUUUAUGAAUCUGAAAUAACAGGUGAAGAAAAACAAGACGAUAUUUCUGUCA
Molecule: messenger RNA, 1264 nt
Organism: Zingiber officinale
Lineage: Eukaryota; Viridiplantae; Streptophyta; Magnoliopsida; Zingiberales; Zingiberaceae
Product: alanine--tRNA ligase-like
Exons: 8
Coding region: 288-1067 (259 amino acids)
Biological process (GO): regulation of translational fidelity; alanyl-tRNA aminoacylation
Molecular function (GO): Ser-tRNA(Ala) deacylase activity; alanine-tRNA ligase activity; ATP binding
Source: RefSeq, a predicted model, not a curated record